AUGUCCGUGACGUCGUUUCUGCGACGGAUGUCCGUCGAUUCGGAGUCACCGAAGUCGAGUGCUCGGUCGAGUCGUGAGUCGCGCGAGUCGCCACGGAAGAGCAUACCACGUCGGAGUCGCCUUGUCGCCAGCAUCGACUCGGCACGACGACCACAGCAACGACAAGUGACUAUCAUCAAAUACAACCGACCACGUUACGUGACCGCAUCAAAGACCGCCUCGACAUCAGCAGCCUGCCAGAUUUCAAUGAGUCAACCAGUUGGAGUAAUUCCAUGGUGUCAAUCACAAAUACACCUGUACGUUGAAGCAUCGUAG
This is a messenger RNA of Ostertagia ostertagi, 315 nucleotides long. The record is from the annotation of a GenBank genome assembly. Lineage: Eukaryota; Metazoa; Nematoda; Chromadorea; Rhabditida; Trichostrongylidae.